GGGAGUGUAGUCAAAUGGGUGUGACAAGACAUAUUCACAUAACCGCUCUCCCCAGUCACAUGCUCCAGUGCAGGUGCAUGAUUCUACAACUCAUCUGCUGAAACGAAGUGCUUGCCAUUAUUUGUGACAAUCGGCUACUUAACGUGAGAACCCUUUUGCCAUUUACUGAGUUCAACAUGUCCCAGCCUUAUUCUAGCCCAGCGGCUGUGCCACCUGGUUUGGAGUACCUUUCACAGAUUGACCAGAUAUUAGUCCAUCAAAACAUUGAGCUCCUUGAAGCCAUUAUUGGCUUUGAGACUAAUAAUCAGUAUGAGAUUAAGAACAGCCUGGGCCAAAAGAUCUUCCAUGCUAAAGAAAACACUGACUGCUGCACACGGAAUAUCUGUGGUCCUCUGAGGAGCUUUGAUCUGCAGAUAACAGAUAAUUUUGACCAGGAAGUGAUUCACUUAAUCAGGCCUUACCGCUGCAUGUCCUGCUGUUGCCCUUGUUGUCUUCAAGAGAUGGAGGUGCAGUCUCCACCAGGGAAUACAAUAGGCUACAUCAAGCAAGACUGGCAUGUGUUUAGGCCCAUGUUCUCCAUCUAUGACAUGUCCAAAACAAAGGUGCUGUCCAUCGAGGGGCCAGCGUGUGCUGUCAGCUGCUGUGGGGAUGUGGAUUUUGAUGUUACCGGUAAGGACGGGCAUCCAAUUGGUCGUAUCAGUAAACAGUGGACUGGCCUGAUCAAAGAGUCACUGACUGAUUCAGAUAAUUUUGGAAUUAACUUUCCCAUGGACCUGGAUGUGAGGAUGAAAGCAGUUCUGCUGGGAGCAUGUUUCCUUAUAGACUUCAUGUUCUUUGAGGCGACUGGUGACUCAGGACAGCGAUGCAGUGUGUUUGGCUAAUAGGGAGUGGGGGAAAGAUUGAGGUUCUUGAUGAAACUUCUCUGGUAUAUUCAUGUGUAGUAUCACUAGUUACAACUUGUAUGUACUUCUUUGUUCUAAAGUCAGGAAAAUCACUAUAAAAGAAUUUUAAUCCAAACCGGAUAUAGAUAAACUUGUUUUUAGUGAUGAUUUUCCCUUUCUUUAAAAGUAAAUAAUUAAAUAAAGGAUUUCCUACUGAAA
Molecule: messenger RNA, 1100 nt
Organism: Megalobrama amblycephala (Wuchang bream)
Lineage: Eukaryota; Metazoa; Chordata; Actinopteri; Cypriniformes; Xenocyprididae
Gene: plscr3a
Product: phospholipid scramblase 3a
Exons: 7
Coding region: 177-881 (234 amino acids)
Biological process (GO): plasma membrane phospholipid scrambling
Cellular component (GO): plasma membrane
Molecular function (GO): phospholipid scramblase activity
Source: RefSeq, a predicted model, not a curated record